Onychostoma macrolepis is the source of this 7284-nucleotide messenger RNA. It is a transcript of the gene mctp1a, whose product is annotated as multiple C2 domains, transmembrane 1a. The record is from RefSeq and is a predicted model, not a curated record. Gene Ontology annotation, molecular function: calcium ion binding. Gene Ontology annotation, biological process: regulation of neurotransmitter secretion. Gene Ontology annotation, cellular component: synaptic vesicle membrane. Lineage: Eukaryota; Metazoa; Chordata; Actinopteri; Cypriniformes; Cyprinidae. The coding region runs from base 441 to 3326 and encodes 961 amino acids. The transcript has 22 exons.
GCACUUUUUAAAGUAACAAACAACAUUUAAUAGCUCAUAUGGCUUGUAUUAACAUUAUGUAAUGUAAUGACAAACGUAAACCUAGCCUAUACUGUAAAAUAUACACUCACCAAAUUCCUUAUAAUUACGGACUUUCACCAGAGGGAGGCGUAUCUUACUAUUCUGCAAUUAUGUAUUCGUGUACUGGCUAUUUCUUAAGUUACUGUCACGUCAUUAAGUCAUUAAAGAGUGAAUCAGAUGCACAGUCACGUUUAUUUCACAGGUAACCCUUGUUGUUUGUUAUUCUUCUGAUAUUUACCUCAUAUUUUCUUUUAUAUGGCUAUUUUAUUAAAUGAAAACAAAUGGUCCGGCAAUAGGUUUUAGUUUAGACUUUAAGGUUAAGGUGCCGUGAAAGACCCUCUGAGUAAUGUCACUAGUAGCAGCAUCACCAGAUAAAAUGAAUGUGUUGUAAGCGCCCAAGUGUCAUUUGCUAUCGAGAGCACGCGCUCCUGUUCACUCGCCCGCGCGCUUCAGUGUCACUGGCUCUCCGCGCGCUGACAGCCUGCUGCCGCUGCUGCUGCUGGACAGGAACCAUGGAGGAGAAACACAAGGAUGACAGCGCCAAAGACCCGCAAUCAACGUCCUACCAGAGAAGGAUGUGGAGGAAUUUCCAAGAGAAGACCAAACCGUUUCUGAGCCCCAAACUGGGGUCCGAACGACGCAGCGGGGAUGCUAAAAAAGAAAGCGGGUUGUGGAUGUUUAAAAGAAAGAAGAAACAGGUCCUGGACCGGGUCUUCUCGUCCUCGCAGCCCAAUCUGUGCUGCUCAACUCCGCCGUCUUUCGUAGGCGACAGGACCCUGUGCGAGCAGCCGGACUCCAGCGCCGGUAAAGGGCUCGGGAUCUCACCGCUGGCCGCUGCUGAUGGAGCUUCAGUCAGUAAACCGGAGAUUUCCGUCUCCGCGCACGGAAGCCCGAAGCUGCUGGUGUCUCAUCUGGUGAUGUCCCAGCAGAAGAGCUCGUCCUUGGGCUCGACGUGCUUCGAGAAGCUGGUGGUGGAUUCGGCAGCAUCCAGUGAGGAUGAGCUGGCUAAAAACGCUAGUGACCUGGGCAUCAAUAUUGUGGAGCCAAGUAAUGAAGAACUUCCUCCCCGGUCAAAACCAGGAAUGUAUCAGCUGGACAUCGUGUUGAAGAAGGGCAAUAAUCUGGCCAUCAGGGACAGGGGAGGGACCAGUGAUCCAUAUGUCAAGUUUAAGAUAGCAGGGAAGGAGGUUUUCCGCAGCAAAACGAUCCACAAGAACCUGAACCCAGUAUGGGAUGAGAAAGUCAGUCUGCUGGUGGAGAGUUUGAGAGAGCCACUCUACGUGAAGGUCUUUGACUAUGACUUUGGGCUGCAGGAUGACUUUAUGGGCUCUGCAUAUCUCUAUUUAGAGUCCCUGGAGCACCAAAGGACAUUGGAUGUGACCCUUGACCUCAAAGAUCCCCACUAUCCCAACCAUGACCUGGGUUCACUGGAACUGGCAGUCACACUUGUUCCAAAAGAGGGAGACUUCAGGGAAGCAACCAUGCUUAUGAGAAGGAGCUGGAAACGAUCCAGUAAGUAUCAGAGUCUGAGGUUAUCAGACGUUCACAGAAAGGCUCAGCUGUGGAGAGGCAUUGUUAGCAUCAGUCUCAUCGAGGCCCGUGACCUCCAGCCUAUGGAUGCUAAUGGCCUUAGUGACCCUUAUGUCAAAUUCAGAAUGGGACAUCAAAAGUACAAAAGUAAGACAAUACCAAAAACACUAAACCCCCAGUGGAGAGAGCAGUUUGACUUCCACCUGUAUGAUGAACAGGGCGGUUUCAUUGAUAUCACCAUCUGGGACAAAGAUGCAGGGAAAAAAGAUGACUUUAUGGGCAGGUGCCAGGUGGACCUCUCUGUUCUCUCAAAGGAGUGCACACACAGACUGGACCUGCCUCUGGAGGAGGGUGAGGGCGCACUGGUGCUGCUGGUCACUCUCACAGCCUCGGCUGCAGUCUCCAUCGCUGACCUGUCCGUCAACGUACUGGACGACCCACAUGAGAGGAAGGAGAUUCUCCACAGAUAUAGUCUACUCAGAUCCUUUCACAAUAUUAAAGACGUGGGCAUGGUGCAGGUGAAGGUGAUCCGAGCAGAGGGGCUGAUGGCAGCUGAUGUUACAGGCAAGAGUGACCCCUUCUGUGUAGUGGAACUCAGCAACGAUCGGUUACAGACGCACACCGUGUACAAAAACCUCAACCCAGAGUGGAACAAAGUCUUCACGUUCAAUGUGAAAGACAUCCACUCAGUCUUAGAGGUGACUGUCUAUGACGAAGACAGAGACCGAAGUGCCGACUUCUUGGGCAAAGUGGCCAUUCCAUUGUUAAAUAUCCAAAAUGGAGAACGCAAAGCUUACGCCUUGAAAAGCAAGGAACUGACAGGGCCAACCAAAGGGGUCAUCUUUCUCGAAAUAGACGUGAUUUAUAACGUUGUAAAAGCCGGCAUGAGAACUUUGAUUCCCAUCGAACAGAAAUACAUUGAAGAGGAGCCACGAGUGUCCAAACAGCUGCUGCUGCAGAACUUCAACAGAGUGAGGCGCUGUAUAAUGUUCCUGAUCAAUGCUGGCUGCUAUAUCAACAGCUGCUUUGAGUGGGAGUCUCCUCAGAGGAGCAUCUGUGCCUUUCUGCUUUUCGUUGUGGUUGUGUGGAAUUUUGAGCUCUAUAUGGUCCCGCUGGUUCUCCUGAUGCCGCUGGCCUGGAACUACAUUCUCAUUGCUUCAGGGAAGGACACGAGACAGGGAGAUGUGCAAGCUGUGGAGGAUUUGCUGGAGGACGAGGAGGAAGACUUUGACAGAGAUGACAAGGUGCCGGGCUCAGUCCCCUCCCAGGAUGGCCGGCUGCCGGAAAGCCAUAUCCUUGCGGAUAUUUUGGCUUCCUGGCACUUUGAGUGGAUACGCGUGAUGGUGGACUCAGAGAGAAAGGGUUUCAUGAAUAAGCUGUAUGCCAUUCAGGAUGUGUGUAUCAGUGUGCAGAAUGCUCUGGAUGAAGUGGCCUCCUAUGGUGAGAGGAUAAAGAAUACUUUCAAUUGGACUGUGCCUUUCCUCAGCUGGCUGGCCAUAGUUGCCCUGUGUGCAGCCACUCUUGUGGUGUACUUCAUUCCUCUCAGAUACAUUGUACUGGCCUGGGGGGUGAACAAGUUCACCAAAAAACUGCGAGACCCGUACAGCAUGGACAACAAUGAGCUGUUGGACUUCUUGUCCCGAGUCCCCUCAGACGUUCAAGUGGUGCAGUACCGAGAGCUGAAAGUGGAGCCCAGUCACAGCCCAAACAAAAGAAAGAAAAAUAACCCAGGAUAGCUCCUCUUCUCGCACGGAUGCUCUCCCAACGCCAAGGAGAAGGAGAGGACUGACUGGCAACCAGCCUCUUUCUGUCUUUCUUCCUCGCUCUUUUUCUCUCUGUCUUAGCUGCAGCGCGGAGAGUUAAAGAGCGCGGUCAGAGUAAAAACGGGACCAUUGUUAAUUACCAUCUGUCCUUUUUUUGGGUUUAUUUUUGCGGCAGGGCUCUUGACCCCUUUUAGAGUCAAACAGUCUGGGUUAUUUGUCAGCGCUUGCCACUAGCCAGACAGCUCUAAAAGCCAAGGUGUCCUUCCACGGCGGCAAACUGAGCCGCUCUAACCACAAAUAGCAGGAUCAGCUGAUAAUACGCCCACCUGUGCCGACACACCUCGCCUCUACAGAAGGGAAAACGACGGUGGUUAAGUUGCAGUUUGCACCCUAUAAUUUGCGCGGCACAGUCACUGCCAUAUCUAAAGCUAUCCGCAGCUGUUAUUAGAGUCGACAGCUGAGCCUGUUACGGUCCGAUUUAUGGCUGCAACUAAAGUGCUCGUGGAAAUGACUCAAAAAAUGCCCAGUGCCAGUGAGGUUUGCGAUAUCUUUACGUCAUUUCGAUGUUCUUUUAACGGUAUGAAUGAUGCAUGCUGGGCUUGUUUAUUGUAAACCUUUUUUGACCAAUAGUAGCCGUGGCAGCGUCAGCAUUGUCCUCAUAGUGGGGAUUUGGGAAUUUACGUUCCCUUGCAUCAUUCCCUCUUCAUCCUUUGCUCCUAAAGCACCGCAAAGUGCCACUCUGCUAAACGUCGGUUUUCGCCACCAGAAUUUUGAUGGUGUGGCGAGAGAAGCACUUCUCUGUCAUGUUCCCAUGUGCCGCAACUCUGCCCUACGUUGGGCGCCAGCUCAAACUUUGAUCUCUAAAGGCCAAGUGCUGUUUUACUGAGGAAAAACUGGCCAAAAUCUUUCGAAAAUUCCCAAACUUGAAGGGCGAAUGUCUGUGUGUGUUUUCAUUGCUGUGGAUUGGCUGCUUGACAAGAAGUCGAUAGCGUGUGACAGGCUGCUUUAGGGCCUUGGGGGGUACCGGAGGGCAGAGGUUUACUGACGCCGCCGUGGAGAAAAAGGAGGACGCGGGCUGCUUUCUCUGCGCUCCUCCUGUCAUUCCGCUUUCUCUCCCUCUGUCAUUUCCUCUCGUUCAUCCAGCCGCUUGCGAGGGAGGUCAUGGACGGGUCCACGGGGCGCUCUUGAGGGACCUCGGCGUAGCGAGCGAUGAAAGAUCACAGCGCAGGCUACAUCAGAAAGGACGCUAGCCUCCCUCCUGACUUCUCAUUUGCCGUAUCAGAUCUAUCAUAUGGAAAGACCAUUGAUUUGUCGGAGGGAAUUCCAUUACAAAGACAACAAUCCCCACUGAGCAGGACACGGACGGUACUUCAGUGACUUGCGUUAUAUAAAAAAUUUAAAAAAAAAACAACACAAUGGUGAUUUGAACAGCAGAAAGGAUAGUUUUCUAAGCCUGAAUGUGUUUCUAUGUACUGUACGUGUUGAUUUGGGUUUAUUGUGAAUGGUUUUUGCAUCCCAAAAGCUUUUUGUUUCGUAAAAGUGCACAUGCUAUGUUUGCAAGCAAAACCAAAGUGGAUCUUUUUUUGGAAAUAAUAAUAUAUAUUAUAAAAAAGAGAGACAACUAUGUAAAAUGUAUCUAUUGAGUGGAAAAGGAAUAAAGGCACUUUCAUUUAUACCAGAUUUUUUAAUUAUUUAUUUAACAAACUUUUUUUGUUGUUGUUGUAAAUAUUCCCAGUGUAAAAACAGACAAAAAACAAAACAAAAAAAAACACAGAAUAUAUGUGGUCAGAGAAUAUGUGUGAUCAGUUUAUGAAACUGUAAUGUGUCUGUGUCAUUUUAAAACCUGUUGCCUGUGAUGUCAUACUGUGACUGGCUGGAACGCAGUUUGCAGAUUUGUGACAAAAUUGAAACUAAUAUAUGAACUAUGAAUAAUUUGUCAUUACUUUUAAAGAUGUUUUGUUUCUUUUUUAUAUAAUUAUUGCUUGCGUUCAUCAAUAAAAAAAAAAAUCUCAAAGCAUGUAAACAAGAAUGACUUGUGCAGUGCUAUUUUAGUAUUAUUUCUGUAUAUUAUCAUAGUAUAUAUGAAUAUUUUUCAUAUAUUUUAAUAUUAUUUUUAUUAGUUACCAUUUCUAUUUAGCAUUAUUUUUAUUCCAGUUUUUCAUUCAAAAUGUACAUUUACAUUAGAUACUUUAAAACUAAAUUGGUUUUUAAUAAAUGAAUGAUAACAUUAGGCACAAGGUCUCAUCUAUAGAUCUUAGCGGUGGGUCUUUUGUAGACAAACACACAGGUGUGUACAAGCUGGUUCAUCUUUCACACGCAGAGUCAUUCAUUUCUUACACCUUCACCAGCGCUGCUACAUUUCAAGCCGUGAGCCAGGUUUCCCUGCCGAACACCUCACAAUGUAAGGGCUCUUCACACGCUCUCAGAGUGAUGGAGGGACUGUGUGUUCCUCCACGGGGGCCAAAGGGGCUCCCCUGUGCUCUCAGCCUCUGUGGCCUCCCAUCAUUUGUUAGUCUGGCUGUUUCUUCCCUGUCUGAUCCCUGCUGUUAUUCAAUAUGACACCGUAGCAUCACAUGGCGUGAUCCAGUACAAACGGCCGCUCUGCCAGACGCUAAUAAUCACGGCCAUGCUGAAAGUAAGAACACUUGAGCUUGUUAUUUAUUAACCUCAGCAUCCUCCAUCGCUCUUGGGCUGUCAGGCUCAGACCAUCCACAGCGUCUUGGGUUCUAAUCCCAAAGCCGGACUCUGUGAUCCCUCGUCACCUCCGGAGGCUGCAUUGUAGUUGAAAAGGGCAUGAUCAGGAAACGGCUCAUUCUUCAUGGAGGUCUUUGGAUGGAUUCUCUGCUUUUGUACUGGAAUCAGUUGUUUGGAGGGGAUUGAUUAUUAACCCCACAUGGCACACAUAUGAGUUCCCUCCAUCAUCCUGGAUCAGAGAACUGUGAAGCGAUGUCUUACAGGCUGGGCUUCAGCUAAAGUAAGGUUUGUUCAUUUGGAACAAAAGCAUGGGGAGUUGCAGAGUCUAAUGGACUGCAAAUUAUAUACGCUACAAGUGAAAAGUAAUUUCUCAUGAUCUUCUCAAAUGAAUUUCUAUGAAACUUUUUUUAAACGAGUGGACCAGAUAAGACAAAAAGUGUGUGAAAUCUGUUUUGAAAUCUUCCCAGGAUGAUGUCCAAAGUGUGCUGAGCUACAAUUGAGAGAAGAAUUAAUAUUGCCAAUUCUGAUUUAUCAUUUGGUUGUUCACUAUAUAUUUCUUGUACAUCCAUUUGUGUUAAUUCAUCGUUUUGAGGAUUAAAAUGUGGAAAAUAGCCAGUGCUGGGUAGUAACUGAUUACAUGUAAUCUGGAUUACGUAAUCAGAUUCCAAAAAUUAAUUACUUGUAAUUAGAUUAUAUUACAUUUUAAAAUACUUGUAAUCAGAUUACAGUUCUUUUUACUGAUUACAUGAUUAUAUAUUAUUCACACAAUAGCAAUAAAUUUAUCAUAAUUUACUGAUUAUCCCUAAUUCUUUUCCAUCUUUUAAAUUUGAAAAAAGUCUCCUUGAGAUUUUAAGGUAAAAAGUUUAGAAGUAACCCAUUUGCAUGUUCACAGUUCUCUGACAUUAAUUAAUGGUCACAUGAUGCGGAGGUAAACAAAUAAAAUAUUUAAUUUUUUUUAGUAAGUAUUUUAUUUUGAUUGUUGUUAUUUUAAAAUGAUUUAUUUUAGUUUUACUUUUUUAUAAUUAAAUAAGUUAUUAGCUUUCAUUAAACUCACAAACCCCAUGCAGUUCCUUCACAAACCCCAAUUUGGGAAACCUUGACAUGUGUUGUUAAUAUAUUUUCUUUCUCUGUGUAUUUUUAUAUCAAUAUGGUACAAAAUUUGCAAUGUGAUAAACGAGUUUGGUCAAAAGUAAUUUAAAAGUAAUCUGAUUAUAUGACCUUAAAUGUAUAAAUGUAA